This is a messenger RNA of Pelobates cultripes (western spadefoot toad), 7533 nucleotides long. Lineage: Eukaryota; Metazoa; Chordata; Amphibia; Anura; Pelobatidae. The record is from the annotation of a GenBank genome assembly.
GAAAAUUAGAUAAGAGAACAUCAGUUUCCCUUACAGGUGAUUCUAGAACCAUCUUUUGCCAGUUUUAGGAGAUUGCGUCAUUAAUCUCGCUAGUUAAAAAACCACACACUCUGCUUAAAACCUGGUUUGAUCCCAUAACACACAAAGGGACUGAAGGUGUUGUUCGUAUUGUCUGUACUUGGCAUUGGUAAGGAUGACACAGGCCCUUGUAUUUUGCCUCUUGGCUUUAUGUCUUGGCAUCAGCGCAGAGAAAGAUACAAUAGAAACAGAAUUAAUCGAAGACACUGAAAUUGCAAAAGGAACAGUCAUAGUAAGUAAAGUACAUUUAUUUGUCUUAAUGCAUUGUCAUUAACAAAUUGUUCUGUGUAAUGGGACACACACUUGAUUAAAGUCCUAUUUAAGUGCUGCAUUAAAUAAAUGAUAUAAAAUGAGCUUUUAGAUCAUUGUAGAUAUCAGAUUUCAUACAAUAGUAAUUUAAACUUUGAAAAAAAAAAAAACCCUAUAUCAGCGCUUAGUAGAAAUUCUCUUAUCACCUGAAAAAAAGGGGAAAAAAAACAAACAUUAUUUGGGUUAAGUCCACAAAGUUAAAGUUCAAAUGUUUGUAUAUUGAAGGAUAUACCCAGGUGGUUAGGGAAUAACUGUGAUAACACAAUAGUCUGUCUGUUCUGAGGCUGAAAUAAAUCCCGUCCAAUGCCACUUUGUAUCCAACCUUAAAUUAAGAGAGGUACUGACAUAGUGUAAUAAAGUAACAAUAAUUUAUUCCCUUACAAAAAAAACUAAAUAAAAUUCUUACAAGAUAAAGUGGUGGAACUUAUCUCUAAGUGCCACUAUAAUUAGUGCACCAUGUUAUGUUAAAAUGGUUUCAUGCAACAUCUGUGCAAUUUCAUUCUUUUCUCUUUUGUACAUGAUUGGAAAAGCUCACUAAAAAUGAUGCAUGUAAAAAAAAAAAUGGUUGUGGAGUUAUUAAGUAAAGCUGCGGGCAAGCUUCUACCUCACUCAUUUCUUGUCUGGAGUUAUCUUAUUUGACUUUGGGAGUUGGUGCCACAAAGGAAACCUGUGCAUUUGGGUAGUUGUGAUUAUGCAUUUGAUGAACGUAUCAACACAAAUUAUCCACAGCUGUUAAAAUUAGAGAAAAUAAGAGAUAUAAAAUAAUUUCUCAUUUGUUUUGUUUUUAUUCAUCACGUUCAAAUUUAAGAACCGUAGAUAGCAGAAUUUGAAGUUUGUCAAGCCUUGUUAUAUAUGAUUCUGGAAUUCAUAUAUUUUCAAUCCUUGAGCUGUAUUGUUGAAUGCUAUUUACUAAACACUUACACGAUUCUUUCUGCAGGCUCCAAGUGUCGUGGGCUGUUACAUAAAAAGUAUGCCGGAACUGUAUAACUUUAUGAUGAACACCUGGGCCUUAUAGUAUCCUUCAGAUUUAUUCCAUCUUUCAAUAUGUUAAUGUAUCCUUGUUUGGAACCUUUACAUUUCCUAAAAGUGAUGGGAUGUGUGAGACGAACAAUGAGAAAAACAAUAAGCCUGGCAGCAGCAUUCAGUGUGUACUGUAGAGACCAGUUAAGAGAGAGUUACCAUGAUCAAUCUGGCAAAUUAUAAGAAGCAUCAUGCGCUAUGAUUAAAUGAUGUUUCAUUAUCUGAAACUACAUAUUACAAAUUUUUAAAAUAAAGUAAAGCAUUACAUACCGAAAAUAAUUUUAAUUAUUGGAACUUGUUUUUAAGUAUUGGAACACUGACACAUUUCCCAGAGAUGUUGCUCUGGCUAUGCCUACACUAUCCACAUUUUGCUGCAACAGGUUAUUUUCAACAUGUCCAGAAUUCAGGCAGUUCCUGGAGCUAAUACUCCCUAAUACUUGCUGCGUAUGGCCCAGCUCCAUUGUAAACUUACCAUGCUUACUAAGGACAUAUUUCUAAAAUAAACUUGCAUAAAUAUUGUGUAUACAUUGAACAGUAAACACUGAAGGAACAUUGUGGGCACCAUAACCACUUUUGAAUAUUUAAGUGAUUGUGGUGCCUGGAGUCAGUGGGUUCCGGGCCGAGCCUUACUACUAUAUUGUUUACUCGCCAUUUAAUAGAGAUUCUUGAUCCCUAUUAGCCCAAAGUCCAGCCUCCAAAGGUUAUAUGGUGAAGGUGGAGCUAUGCUUGGAUUGGCUGAGAAUUUAUAAACAAUCCCUGGUAUGAAUUGGAAUGGUACAAGAUCAUUGGAUGCCGGCUUUAGUGUGCUGUGGCUGAGCAUCUCUGCUAAUGAUGAGUAAACCGUUUAUUUCUUGAUGUGAAUCUGGCGUCCCCAUGGAUCCUACACUCCACACCCACUUCAAUUCAUUGAAGUGGUUACCGUAUUCAUUUAAUGUUCUAUAAGAUAUAUUUGUAAUAUAUAUGGGUGUUGUUAUUAUAUUCAGCUCCCAUUUGACUGCACUAUGGGAACAGACAUCUUGUAGUAUCCACCAUCUCUAAUUUCUUUACAGUAAAAAUAAAUAUAUUUAUUUAUUGGACAGGACUUUAUCACAAGAAUAUGAGUCACAAAAGUUUGAUAUGUAUGUAAUGGAACAUUAUUGACCAGUCUUCAUUUGACCUUUUCUGUUGAAGCUCUUGAAACUGACUAAUGAAUAUGAGUUUUUGUCCAUGAACAAUAUGAGGAUCAAGGCUGGAGCAUUCUCUUACAGGGACAAGAUGUACUUUUUAUAGAGAAAUUAGUAAUUUAUACAAAAUAAAUGUGCAUAUGCCUUAACUCUUACCUUCAUAGCCAUAAUCUUGAGUAUGACUCCAGAGAAGAUAAGGAACCUCAAUUAAUCUUCUAUAACUUCAAAAAUGAAGAGCUCAAGGUAAGAGUGUUAAUAAUUAACAAAAUCCACAUUAUGUAACAUUGCUAUCUAAGGUAGAUUUUUUGCUGGCAUUUCAAUUUACAUCACUACAAAGUAGCAGCAUUGCAAGAACACUUUGAGAAAACAGAAAACAGCCAAACUCUCAUGCAGCCAUACAUCUGUAAGUAUAGAAAAAGUGGAGGGCUUAAAUUUAUAAUAAUUUCACUGCAUACGUGAACUAGUGUGUGUCUUCUUCUUGUUCGUGUUUUGAUGAGAAAAAAAACAACUGUUAUUUACUCAGGUGAGAAUGUGGCUCUUUUGACCUUAAGUUUAAAUUCUUACUUAAGUGACUAAAAUCACUGAUAAUGAUAGAUACAAAUUGAGCGCUACACUUUUUUAUACACUUUUUGCUAAUAUGUUGUAUCACGUGUAAGGGUGAGGUAGUGUGUAGCUACAUUCAGGUUUCUAUGUUUGCAACUGUAAUGCUUUUACCUGUAAGGAGGAUAUAUGUGUAUGUGUGUGAUUGUUGUUGUGGUUUUUAUGAUGUCUCCAGACAUCUUAGACAGAUAUGAAAUACAAAAUUAUUUACCCAGCUAAAUGCUAAAAAGUCAUCUCUCAUAGAAAUAUAGAAGGUGAUGGCAGAUAAGAACCAUUCAGCCCAUCUAGACUGCCCAAUGUUCUAAAUACUUCCAUUAGUCCCAUGCCUUAUCUUAUAGUUAGGAUAGCCUUUUGCCUACCCCACACAUGCUUAAAGGACCACUAUAGGCACCCAGACCACUUCAGCUUAAUGAAGUGGUCUGGGUGCCUGGUCCAGCUAGGGUUAACCCAUUUUUUUUAUAAACAUAGCAGUUUCAGAGAAACUGCAAUGUUUAUAGUAGGGUUAAUCCACCCUCUAGUGGCUGUCUCAUUGACAGCCACUAGAGGCGUUUGCGUGAUUCUCACUGUGAAAAUCACAGUCAGAAGACGCCACUGUCCAUAGUAAAGCAUUAUGAAUGCUUUCCUAUGAGACUGGCUGAAUGCGCGCACAGCUCCUGCCGCGCAUGUGCAUUCAGCCGAAGAGGAGGAGAAGAGGCAGAGAGGAGGAGGAGAGCUCCCCGCCCGGCGCUGGAGAAAGGUGAGUGUUUAACCCCUUCCUCUCCCCAGAGCCCGGCAGGAGGGGGUCCCUGAGGGUGGGGGCACCCUCAUGGCACUAUAGUGCCAGGAAAACGAGUAUGUUUUCCUGGCGCUAUAGUGGUCCUUUAAACUCCUUUACUCUGUUAACCUCUACCACUUCAGCUGGAAGGCUUACUUGGUGCAACUUUAUAUAGGCAUAUUUAGCAAGAUGUUGACAUUUUUAUGGUGAAAUCUUAGUCCAUAAUUUAUUUUCAUAAAUGAUUAUUUAAUUUAUGAUUAUUUAAUUUAUGAUUAUUUAAUCUUGGACAUAAAGAAUACCUUGCUGACAGAAAAUAUAUUGAUUUUAAUGAAAAUACAUACUCAGAAUAAACCUGGGUGAUGAGAUGUCUGAAACAAUUAUUUUAUUCCAAAGGUAAUAAGGCUUCCUGUCUACUGGCCUCAAAAUUUAGACAAAAAAAAAAAUCACAAUCCCAGAUUGAAUAUUUAUUAAACGACAAAGGGGAAACAUAACUCAUCCUAUCAAAAUUAGCGUUAUGUUUGCUGCUUAUUAUAUGUCCCUUUACAAUUUGGAAUCUGAUACGAAUACUACACAAGCUUCAUUAGAAAUAAAAAAUAUAUAUAUAUAUUUUAUUUUUUUUAGGCAAAACUGUGUUACCAUAAAUUUCCACUGAUAAAUUGGACAAUCUACAUGCUAAAAUCACCCCAGUAAAGUAACUUGAGGACAGUAAUAAAACACUUGCAGACAAAGCACUGGGUCCUGAUGGAUUAUACUACAAAACAUUUUCUAGUAUUUUGAAACCACAUGUAACCAAAUUAUUUAAUUUGUAUUCGUCUGAGGGUAAGAUGCCGUUGGAAGCUUUGUGUGCAUAAAUUGUUACCUCAUCAAAACUUGGAAAAGACCCACAUAUGUGCUUAAACUUUCACCCAAUUUCAUUAAUCAAUAAUGAUACCAAAUUAUAAAUAGAAAUCAGAUGAGUUUUGUUAUGAGUAGGCAGGCCCAGUAUGGUACUAGGCAUUUUGUUAAUUUGAUACAGAAAAUUACAUCAACUUAGGCACCUUUUCUGCUCCUAUCUUUGGAUGGGGAAAUAACGCUUGAUAGAGUACACUGGGGCUAUUUAAGAGAAGUGUUUAAUUUAAUAUACCGCUGUCAUUUAUUAAUGCGGUUUUUGCACUAUAUUAUAAUCCCACAGUCAGACUAUGGGCUACAAGUUUUAUUUAUGAGGUCUUUCUAUUAACAAAUGGGACUAGACAGGGAUCCCUGUCAGCUCCACUUUUAUUUUUCAUUGCAAUGGAACCCCUGGCUAAACUGAUCAGGAGAGGAAAUAGAGGGCAUAACAGUUAAGGAUAUGGUUCCUAAAAUUGGCCUUUUUGCAUAAGAUAUAAUAUCAGCACAAAAAAAUCUGAUUACAUCAAUAAAGACACUUACCUCCAUUCUGCAGCAGUUUGAAGAGGUUGCCUACUACAAACUCAAGUCUCACAAAAUUCUGGAAUUACCUUUUCACAUCCCAUGGUCUUAUCUGGAUAAUUUAAAAAAAGUGAAUUUCGCUUCGAUUGGAGAUAUUCCUUUAUUGCAUACUUGGGCAUUAAUGUAUGCAACAAUUUGACAAAGAUGCGUGCAUAUAAUUCAGCAAAGAUAUUGCCUGAAAAAAACUAGAUUGAUAGAUGGCGCAGUCUUGAAAUGUCAUGUUUGCUUUAAUUAAGAUGACCAUCCUCCCUAAAAUACUCUAUUUUUUAAGAACAAUUUCCCUUUCUAUACCUCAAUCUCAAAAAGAUCUAUUCAACACUAAUUAAUUCUAUGUGGAGGAAUAAAACCAAUAGAGUUAAAUUCUCAGUUUUGCAAAACAUUAGGGUUAAGAGAGGUUUGAGAGUCCCUGAUUUUAAGAAUUAUUCUUAUUAUAUUACCAACGCAGCCUAUGCCUUUAAAUUUGGAUAUUAAUCAACGUAAAUGACUGGAGAUGGAAGUAGAUAAAACUUGCCUUAUUCUAGUAAGGAGAUACUGUGGGUACAUACAUCUAAACACACAAGGAUUGCAAAAUUGUUUCCUUCCACCAAGUUUCCUUUUGAAAGCAAAAAAAUAGAGUCUGCAAAAAGACUUCGAUUAUUGGUAUUAGCACUCCAUAUACAACUUUGAUAAUUCCUUCUCUGACAAUUCCCGUAUGUCCUUUGAAUAAUUAAAGGCAAAGUAUGACUUAGAUGAUUUUAUCACCCCUAAGUACAAUGUGAUGUGCUGCAAAUUACUGUACAGUGUUUUGAGAUUCCUGGAUUGAAGAUGUAAUAACUUUAGAUAAUUCUAAUCUGGAAAAAAUGGAUCUCUCUGAUCCAAGUCUGAAACAUUCUAUUUCUUUAUGUUACGCCUAUAUCACAUCUAGGCCUUCUUCAGAAUUUGAUUUUAUGGUGAUAUGGGGGGGAAAGAUUUAAAUGUACAAUACGAACUGGAAGAUUGGUUUGCAAUCGUACUUGCUUUAAAUGGAAUAACAUAGUGUUCCAGUCACAUGAACAAGCAUUAUAAAAACUAUAGCUGGUACUUGGCCCCAUCCAGGUUACAGAAGAAGAAUCCAAAUAUUUCUAGUAUAUGUUGCCAUGGAUGUGGUCAAAUCGGUUCAGUAUCUUCUGCUUUGAGGCAUUGUCCCAAACUUCAAAAAAUGUAGCGAGGCAUAGUUAAUAAAAUUGAUCCAUAAAUCAUGGUAUUGACAUUAGAGUUAACCCUAUUCAAAAACAAAUCUGAUAACACCAAUACAAUUGACAAGAUCAUGAUAUUUUGAUAACAGCAACACCUAUCCCUGGAUACAGGAAAUCACCUAAUAUGCUACCUAUUAAAGAUGCUCUCUAUCUAGUGCUAGAUAAUAAGCAUUACAAAAUGGUUCUUAGCCAGUCAUCCUCUAGAGUGGACCAAUUGAAAUUUCACUGGAACACAUGGGAAGGUAAUAUCAAACAUACAUUCUCUCUGCAGUUUAGACAGAUAGCUAACUGACUAAACUUACUAAAUAGUUUAAACCUUUAACAAUUUAAUCCAUGUAUAUUUAUUUUAUAAUGUUAUUCAUACACUUGUUUGCUCUUUAAAAUAAUUGUAUUUUUUUUGAUUAUGAGUAUUUGGAUAGAAAUGUUUUCCCCUUGUUAUCCCCCUUUUUGUUUUCUGUUUCCCCUUUGUUAUUAUGAAGUUUUUUAAAUAAAAAAACAUUUAACUAGAAAAUAACAUCACGAACAGUAAAACCGGUUCUAGCAAUAAUUUUUUUUGCAACUUUUACAUUUUUAUUUGUUUUAUUUUCACACUUUACAGUCAGUGAAAAUAAAGAAUCUGAAAGCUGAUGAAAUUAGCGCUUUACUCGAUGAAGCUGGGUUUUACCGCAAGUCAGAAAAGGGAGAAGAGGUCCCUAAAGAAUUCCAGCACUAUCCAUUGUCAGCACCAAGAGAUGAGCUCUAAGUGACAAUGUUAUAUAGUUAUUAUUGAAUAAUAUUUUGAAUUAUAUGUUUCAGUGGCACAUAGAGAAUGGACAUCACGCUCUUUACACUAGAAUGCUGUAUCUUUGGUGAGAAGAUAUUACAAAUCAUGGAAGCUUACUUUUUUAUUAAGAACAAAAGUAUGUGAUGAUAAUAAACUAUAUUUAUACUCACUUUAAAUACAACAGAC